GGUUCAGCCCAGGCUGCGGGCGCUGCGGGGGGACCGGCACCCCGGGAAAGAGCCGCGGGGUGGGGCCGGUGUCCUCUCCGUGUAGGCCAAAGUCCCCGCGGGGCGCGGGCUGACCGUGGGGGCGGGGCAGCUUCUCACACCCUCCAGAGAAUGUAUGGCUGCGACGUGAGCGCAGACGGCCGUCUCCUCCGCGGGUACUAUCAGCUCGCCUACGAUGGCCAGGACUACAUCGCCCUGAACGAGGACUUGAGCUCCUGGACCGCGGCCGACAUGGCGGCUCAGAUCACCAGGCGCAAGUGGGAGGAGGCCGGUGAGGCAGAGCACUGGAGGGCCUACCUGGAGCACAGGUGCGUGGAGGGGCUGCGCAGAUACCUGGAGCACGGCAAGGAGACGCUGCAGCGCACAGAUCCCCCAAAGGCACACAUCACCCUCCACCCCACCUCUGAACAUAAGAUGACCCUGAGGUGCUGGGCGCUGGGCUUCUACCCUGCGGAGAUCACCCUGACCUGGCUGCGGGAUGGAGAGGAACAGACCCAGGAAAUGGAGCUGGUGGAGACCAGGCCUGCAGGAGAUGGAAGCUUCCAGAAGUGGGCAGCUGUGGUGAUGCCUUCUGGAGAGGAGCAGAGAUACACAUGCCAUGUGCAGCAUGAGGGGCUGCCUGAGCCCCUCAGCCUGACAUGGGAGCCGCCUGCUUGGCCCACCGGUCCCAAGACUGGAAUUGUCAUUGGCGUGGCCAUCUUUGCAGUUCUGGUUGUUGUAGCUGUGGUGGUUUUUGUGCUGUGGAGGAAGAAGACUGGAGGUAGGAAGGUGACAAGAGAGAAGGCUAUGAUAAGGCUGCAAGAGACGACAGUGACCAGGGUUCUGAUGCUUCCCUCAGAGCUGAAAAAGUGUGACACAGCUGCUUUGUGUGGUCUGAGAGGCACAGCAUUUGUUCCUGCCUCUCCUCCUCCCUCCUGGGACAUCAUGAGCUCCUGACUUCUCUUCCUGUACCUGGGUUCUGACCGUGUCCAGGCUUCUGUGUGCUGUCAGCCUCCUGUGAGGAACUGAGGAGCCAGCCCAGCCCUGAGCACCAGGACCCUCCCCACACUGACCUGGGUCUCUUUCCCCUCCAGCUGCUGCUCCAGCAGAGGCGGGGCCAGGGCUUCCCCAUCCCUGACUUCACUUUCCCUUGCUCUGAGCUGCAGCUGCUUGCUUUCCCGCUGAUAAAGAGAAUGUGGAUGUGGGUCUGUGUUUCAAAUUGUUGUCGUGGAAAAAGAUUGAAUAAAUCACUGAAUGAUUCCC
Messenger RNA from Dipodomys ordii (Ord's kangaroo rat), 1281 nucleotides. Its product is annotated as HLA class I histocompatibility antigen, B-46 alpha chain-like. Gene Ontology annotation, molecular function: peptide antigen binding; signaling receptor binding. Lineage: Eukaryota; Metazoa; Chordata; Mammalia; Rodentia; Heteromyidae. The record is from RefSeq and is a predicted model, not a curated record. The annotation marks the transcript as partial. The transcript is spliced from 6 exons. Gene Ontology annotation, biological process: antigen processing and presentation of endogenous peptide antigen via MHC class I via ER pathway, TAP-independent; positive regulation of T cell mediated cytotoxicity; antigen processing and presentation of endogenous peptide antigen via MHC class Ib. Gene Ontology annotation, cellular component: external side of plasma membrane.